AUGAAUUAUUGGAAAGGAGUGCAGUAUGAUACUUUACAAUUAUUUAUCAAGUUCGUGGCUAGGAUCGGCUACAAGGACAAGCCCGAAGUUGAUAAAAAUGGCAAGCUAGUAUCGUGUCGCUUGACACACUUUCACGCGGCCUGCCAGUCCGGUUGCGAUGACAUUGUCAUGAAAUUCCUCGAGUUUGGGCAAGACCCCAAUUGCAUCUGGCGAGAAACAGGUGAUACGCCGCUACACUUGGCUUUGGUCUUUGGCAGGAAGAAGAUUGUCGAAAUGCUGCUAAUGAGAGACGUUAAUCCCUUUGUGCCCAACAAGGACGGAUUAACAUCUUUGCACGUCGUUUGUAGGAAUUUUCCCAAUGCCCAUGAACUAGUGAAGAUGUUAUUGGAGGUCAGCCAUCCGGUGCAAGUCGAUGCCCAAGACAAUCUGGGUAAAACACCACUACACUAUGCCCUGUCCCGGAACCAUAAAGUACAGAAUACUGUCCGAUUAUUGCUGGAAAACGGCGCCAGUCCAAAUUUAGCCGACAAGGAGGGAUUGACUCCCCUGCAUUAUAUUUUUAAGAGAAGCGGCGUUUUUUUUGACGGUUAUACAGUAGAUGACUUGAAGAUAUUUUUUAAGAUCAACGAAGAUCAAAAUCAAAAGGUAGAAGUAGAUGCCCAGGACAAAUUGGGUAACACACCAUUGCACUUGGCAUUGGAAUGUGUGGGCAGGAACAUUAAGAAGGUGGUCGAAGUAUUGCUGAGAAGAGGUGCUGAUCCGAACGUAGCCAAUGCAGAGGGAUCGACACCAUUACAUUUAAUUUGUGAUAAACCAAGUGUUUAUGACUCAAAUGAGGGCUUAGCGGAGUUAUUCUUCAAGAUAAACGACGAAAGACAUCAACAAGUGCAGGUCAACGCUAAGGACAAUUCAGGUCAGACACCGCUGCAAUUAGCUGUGGAGAAUGUUUUGCCGAAUGCGGUCCAUGCACUCGUGGAUCAUGAUGCUGAUCUGUCCAACUUCCUUUUUACAACUAAGUCGAUUGAAGCUAGGAUAGACAUGCCCGCUGAAUUGAAAUUAAAAGCAAUAUCUGGCGUUCUGGUGAUCACGGAGCAUCUAGAGAACGGAGGAUAUGAAAUAACCCGUAGCCACGCGUUGAACAGUGCAAAGUUCAUGAUGGUGAUAACCAUAUUUUUGGACUUUUUCCCUGUCUGA
This is a messenger RNA of Trichogramma pretiosum, 1194 nucleotides long. RefSeq names its product ankyrin-1-like. The record is from RefSeq and is a predicted model, not a curated record. Lineage: Eukaryota; Metazoa; Arthropoda; Insecta; Hymenoptera; Trichogrammatidae. The transcript is spliced from 3 exons. Bases 1 to 1194 code for a protein of 397 amino acids. Gene Ontology annotation, molecular function: protein binding.